CGAGCACCGAGUAAGCAGAGCAACGAGCACGAUAAGCAAAAGGCUGUACAAAGGCGAACGACGAUCAAUUGACAUCCAAAACGUACCAGCAGCAGUCCAUUCCACCGCAUUCAAUCUCUAUAGACGCCGAUGUCGGACCGCUACAGCUUCUCCCUUACUACCUUCUCGCCAAGCGGUAAGCUCGGGCAGAUUGACCAUGCACUGGCGGCUGUGAACGCUGGUGUCACAUCUCUCGGUAUCAAAGCAACCAACGGCAUCGUCAUCGCAACCGAGAAAAAGACUACCUCCCCUCUCAUCGAAUCCCAAACCCUCGAGAAAAUCACCCGGAUCACCCCCGAUAUCGGCAUUGUCUACUCAGGCAUGGGCCCCGAUUUCCGCAUCCUCGUCGAUAAGGCCCGGAAACAGGCGCACCAGUACAAGAAUAUCUACGGCGAGUACCCACCCACGCGGAUGCUCGUCCAGGAUAUCGCGUCAACGAUGCAAGGCGCGACACAAAGUGGUGGUGUCCGUCCAUUUGGCGUUUCCCUCCUCGUCGCGGGCCACGACGAGAAUCAGGGACCGGCGUUGUACCAGAUCGAUCCCUCUGGCUCAUACUUCCCCUGGAAAGCUACGGCGAUCGGAAAGGGGUCGACCUCUGCAAAGACGUUUUUGGAGAAGAGGUAUACGGAGAACUUGGAGAUUGAGGAUGCGAUUUAUAUGGCGCUCAUGACGCUUAAGGAGGGGUUUGAGGGGGAGAUGACGGAGGAGACUGUUGAGGUUGGGGUUGUGAGGGAUGAUGCUGGGUUGAAUGGGGAGGGGUUGACGAUUGUUGGGUGGGAGGGGAAGAAGGGGCCGAAGUGGAAUAAGUUGAGUAAGGAGGAGGUUAGGGAUUACCUGGACCAGAUCUAGGGGAGGAACAGAUGGGAAUACCAAUUGAAUGCAU
Messenger RNA from Saitoella complicata NRRL Y-17804, 922 nucleotides. RefSeq names its product putative proteasome subunit alpha type-2. The transcript has 2 exons. Gene Ontology annotation, biological process: ubiquitin-dependent protein catabolic process. The coding region runs from base 130 to 888 and encodes 252 amino acids. NCBI's taxonomy places the organism in Eukaryota, Fungi, Ascomycota, Saitoellomycetes, Saitoellales, Saitoellaceae. The record is from RefSeq and is a predicted model, not a curated record. Gene Ontology annotation, cellular component: proteasome core complex; proteasome core complex, alpha-subunit complex.